Molecule: messenger RNA, 541 nt
Organism: Camelina sativa (false flax)
Lineage: Eukaryota; Viridiplantae; Streptophyta; Magnoliopsida; Brassicales; Brassicaceae
Source: RefSeq, a predicted model, not a curated record
AUGAAGCCGAACAACUGUAUCGUCGUCUUCUAGCUCCUCCUCCUACACCGAAACUUGCAGUGUCUUCUUCGUCCUCUCCUUAUCUUCUCUCGCAAUUUUUUCUCCGAUGGAAUUGAUACAGAAUCCUGUUCAAGGGAUUAAUUCAGCUUACGCCAUUGAAACUAUAAAACUCUGCUUUUCUCGGAAACAUAUAUCUUCCACGGUUUGUUCUCGGCGCGUAGCCUCUGUUUCAACAACGCCCACAACGUGUUCGACAAAAAGCCCCAACGAACCUAUUGGGAAAUUAAACUCUGGUCUGAUCUCAACAAGACACCGCGUAGAUCCCAAGAAAGAGUUAUCCCGGAUUCUGAGAGCAGACGCUGCCGUCAAAGGCGUCGAGAGAAAAGCAAAUUCCGAAAAGUACUUAACUUUAUGGCCAAAAGCUGUUCUUGAAGCACUUGAUGAAGCUAUCAAGGAGAAUCGAUGGCAGUCUGCGUUAAAGAUUUUCAAUCUUCUUAGGAAGCAGCAUUGGUAUGAACCAAGAUGCANGUUUAAGAUAUAA